This is a messenger RNA of Schistosoma margrebowiei, 1734 nucleotides long. The record is from the annotation of a GenBank genome assembly. Lineage: Eukaryota; Metazoa; Platyhelminthes; Trematoda; Strigeidida; Schistosomatidae.
AUGGAUUUCUUAAAAGUUCCAUCUUUCGGUUGGACUGGACUGGAUCAAAAAUUUGAUGAAACAUUCAAUCAAAUUUAUCAUAAUAGUUUACAAAAUUAUUAUUCAAUUAUGAAUAGUUUAUCAAAGUGUACAACAUUAUCUGAAUCAACUGAUAGUCAAUUAUGUUUUAAUUCAAAUUCCACAACAACAACAACACCGACUACUACUACUACUAUUACAACAAAAAUGAAUGAUAAUACUACUUUUAAUGAAAAUAGUAGUAUUGAAACAAAUUUGAUUCAUUUUAAUAAAGAUUUAUCAUUAAUGAAUGAACAAAAUGAACCAAUCAAUUUAUGUAUUCGUGAUCAAUUUAAAUUAGAUUUAAUGCAAUAUACUAAUAAAAUGAAAAUUAUUAGUAAUAUAUAUUGUGCUAAUAAUAUUCAUAAUCCUAAUCGGAAUAAUAUCGAUUAUUUUGGUAUGAAUCAUUUUAAUGGUAAUAAUAUAAAUGACAAUUAUAAUAAUAAUAAUAAUAAUAAUUCAUUUUAUCUUACGGAUUUAACUAAUAAAAUGAAUAUGAAUUUAUAUGCUACAACCAAUAAAAUGAUGUCAGCAGAGUUGAAAUUAUUACCAGACAGUUUAAACCAAUUUCUUAUGAUGAAUUAUAAUAAUAUACAACAUAAUUUUGAUUAUAAUUCUGCUAAUAUUAUUAGUACUAGUACUAGUACUACUGUUAUUGAUAAUAAUAAUAGUAAUAAUAUCCAAGGUAGUUCAAUGUAUUCUAUAAUACGUACACCUUCGCCAACAGUUCAACAAUCUCAUUUUGAUAAUGAAUUUUUAACAUCUACACCAGUAUGGCGUAAUAGGCCUACAGAUGAUAUAGAAACAGUAAAAAUUGAACAAGAAAAUCUUAGAGAACAACAGAACGAAAAGGAAACAUCAAUAAAUGAAGUUGAGAAAAUGAAAUGGAGAAAAUAUUCACGACAAAUUAAUCGUUUAUAUUAUUCACGUAAUAAAAUUGUACAUACACAACGAAAAAUUCAUCGAAAAUUAAAAAAUCAUUCUGAUAGUAAUAAUAUACAGAAAAACCUAAUUAACGAUGAAGAUGCUAAUGAUACUAAAGACAAUGGUAUUAUCACAUGUCGUACAAAUACUAGAUCAAUUUGUAGGAGACGUCGUGUAGGUUGGCGUGGAACAACAAUAUGUGCAGCAUGUGGGUUAAUGUUUGAAGGAAUGAAUCAACUUAACACGCAUUAUUCACAUGUACAUGGAAGUCUUCUAGAAUCAGAAUGCACUUUUGCACAAUAUUCAAAUAGUAAAACAUCUAAAUUACUAUUUCAAGCUCAACUUGAUCUUUUAAUAUCUGAAAAAGAAUUACAAAAUAAUUCGUUAACAUCUACUACUAAUGAAAAGAAUUUUAUCCCAACAACAUCAAUCUCAUUAACAACAUAUAAAGAAAAUCAUUUUAAUAUUUCAUCAAUUAAUUCAACUAUUAAUCAUUCUAUAAAUAAAUCAAUUGAUCAAUCAAAUCAACAAAUUAAAAGUUAUCCAUGUCCAAAAUGUAAUUAUAUAGCUAAAUGGCCAACAGAAUUACAAAAACAUGUUAUGGUUCAUGCAAAUUCACGACCAUUUAUUUGUUGUGUAUGUACAACUAGUUAUAAAUGGAGUUGGGAUUUAGGUCGACAUUUUACUAAUUCACAUCCUAAUUUACCUAAUCCAUAUAAACGUCAACGUAUUCAUAAAACAAAUUUUAAAUAA